Molecule: messenger RNA, 795 nt
Organism: Acanthosepion pharaonis
Lineage: Eukaryota; Metazoa; Mollusca; Cephalopoda; Sepiida; Sepiidae
Source: the annotation of a GenBank genome assembly
AUGUCAUGCGAAAAUAUUGGAGAUACGAUAAUUUUAAACUUUUACCUCGUUCUUUCUUUCUUGCUUUUUAUCUUUAUCUCUUUCUUCCUUCUUAAUUAUAUCUUUCUCCUUCUCUGUUUUGCUUUUUUAUCCUUUCUUUCUUUUGCUGUCCUUCUCUCCUGUCUCUCUGUAUCUAUCUACCUCUUUCUUUUUUCUCUUUGUCUUUCAAUAUCUAUCUGCCUCUUUUCUUUACAUUCUUUUUCUGCAUACCUCUCUCUAUUGCUUUUCGCUCUUUCUAUUUUUCUUUCUCUUUUCUUUCUCUAUUUCUUUCUUUCUUCCUCUCUUUCUUUCUUUAUGUCUCUCUCUCUUUCUGUUUCUUUCUUUUUUCAUUUCUCUCAUUCUCCCUUUCUUUCUUUCUAUUUCUUUCUUUCUUUCUCUCUUUCUUUCUUUAUGUCUUUCUUUCUUUUUCUAUUUCUUUCUUUUUUCAUUUCUCUCAUUCUCCCUUUCUCUCUCUUUCUAGUUCUUUCUUUCUCUCUUUCUUUAUUUAUCUCUUUCUCUUGUUCUUUUUCUAUUUCUUUCUUUUUUCUUUUCUCUCAUUCUCCCUUUCUUUCUUUCUUUCUUUCUUUCUCUUUCUUUCUUUCUCUCUUUCUUUCUUUAUCUCUUUCUCUUUUUCUUUUUCUAUUUCUUUCUUUCUUCAUUUCUCUCAUUCUCCCUUCCUCUCUCUCUCUCUCUCUCUCUCUCUCUCUUUCUUUCUUUCUUUCUUUCUCACGGAGCUCUUCAUCCUGUAACGUUUUUCUUGGUAAAAUUUCUUUGUAA